AUGGCGACGAACAAACUUACUUACUCAAAUCUUCCUCUUCUGCUCCUGGUCAUCUUGCACACAGUCUCUGGACAUCCGCAGUAUAUGGUGCUGGUCCCCUCCCUGCUCCAUACUGAGACCACUGAGAAAGGCUGCCUACUUCUAAGCCAUCUGAAUGAGACAGUGACUGUAAGUGCUUCCUUGGAGUCUGUCAGGGGAAACCAGAGCCUCUUCACUGACCUCACAGCAGAGAAGGACUUAUUCCACUGCAUUUCCUUCACUGUGCCUCGAUCUUCAAACAGUGAUGAAGUAAUGUUCCUCUCUGUCCAAGUGAAAGGACCAACUCAUGAUUUCAAGAAGAGGAGCACAGUACUGGUUAAAAAUGAAGAGAGUCUGGUCUUCAUUCAGACCGACAAACCCAUCUACAAACCAGGACAGGAAGUGAAGUUUCGUGUGGUAUCAUUGGAUGAAAAUUUUCACCCUCUGAACGAGUUGAUUCCACUAAUAUACUUGCAGGACCCCAAAGGAAAUCGUAUUGCACAAUGGCAAAACGUCAAGUUAGAGACUGGCCUCAAGCAGUUGUCCUUUCCUCUCUCUUCAGAGCCCUCCCAGGGCUCCUACAAAGUGGUGGCACAGAUGAAAUCAGGCAGAAGGAUAGAGCAUCCCUUCACUGUGGAGGAAUUCGUGCUUCCCAAGUUUGAAGUGCAAGUAACAGUGCCAAAGAUAAUCACUUUCUUGGAAGAAGAAGUGAAUGUGUCCGUGUGUGGCCUAUACACCUAUGGGAAGACUGUCCCUGGACAUGCAACUGUGAGCAUAUGCAGAAAGUAUAAUGACCUUUCUAACUGCUAUGGUGAAGAGUCGGAGGCACUCUGUGAGAAAUUCAGUCAGCAGCUAAAUAGCAAUGGUUGUUUCUUGCAAAAAGUAAAUACCAAGAUCUUCCAGAUGAAGAGGCAAGGGUAUGAAAUGGCACUUCAAGUAGAGGCCAAGAUCCGAGAAGAAGGAACAGAGGUGGAAUUAAUUGGACGUGGGACCACUGAAAUUACAAGAACUGUAACCAAACUGUCAUUUGUAAAAGUGGAUGCAAACUUUAGACAAGGGAUCCCCUUUUUUGGACAGGUGCGUCUAGUGGAUGGGAAAGGUGUUCCCAUGCCAAAUAAACUUGUCUUCAUCCAAGCAAAUGAAGCUAACCAUAACUCCAAUGCCACCACCGAUGAGCAGGGCCUGGUGCAGUUUUCCAUCAAUACCACCAGUGUCAUAGGGACUACCCUCUCUGUCAGAGUCAGCUACAAGACUCAUAGUCCCUGCUAUGGCUAUAAUUGGCUGGUAGAAGAAAACAUAGACGCUUUCCACACUGCUAAUCAUGUAUUCUCCCUAAGCAAGAACUUUGUUCACCUUGAGCCCAUAGCUUAUCCUCUACCUUGUGGUGAAACUCAGAAAAUCCAGGCACAUUAUAUUUUGAAUGGACAACUCUCAAAGGAUUUGAAGGAGCUCAUCUUCUAUUACCUGAUCAUGGCAAAAGGAGGCAUUGUCCGAACUGGAACUCAUGCAUUACCUAUAGAGGAUGGAGACAUAAAAGGCCAUUUUCCUGUGUCAGUCCCUGUGGAGUCAGACAUUGCUCCCAUCGCGCGAUUGCUCAUCUAUGCCAUUUUACCUGAUGGAGAAAUGAUUGGUGAUUCUGUAACAUAUGAGGUUGAAAAUUGUCUGGUCAAUAAGGUGGAUUUGAGCUUCAACCCAGCACAAAGUCUUCCAGCCACACCCACCCACCUGAAAGUCUCAGCUACUCCACAGUCCCUCUGUGCUCUCCGCGCAGUAGACCAAAGUGUACUGCUCCUGAAGCCCGAGGCUGAGCUCUCCACAUCCUCGAUUUAUAACCUGCUACCACUGAAAGACCUCACUGGCUUUCCUCAAGGUUUGAAUAAUGAGGAAGAUGAUGAAGAUUGUGUCAAUCACCCAAAUGUCUAUAUUAAUGGAAUCAUGUAUUCCCCAGUAGCAAACACAAAUGAAAAAGAUAUGCAUAGCUUCCUAAAGGACAUGGGCUUAAGGGUAUUCACCAACUCAAAGAUUCGUAAGUUCAAAAUAUGCUCACAGCCUAGAGUCUAUGCAAUGCGUGCACCCCAAGGACUAAUGAAUGCAAUCCAUACUGAGGGUUUUCCCUUUAGAAGCCAAGCCUUCAUGAAAAUGGAAUACAGUUCAGAAGUGUUAGAGAGUCGCGUAGAGACUGUGCGAAAAUAUUUCCCUGAGACAUGGAUCUGGGACUUGGUGGUGGUUGACUCAUCAGGUAUGGCUGAAGUGGAAGUAACAGUCCCUGAUACCAUCACCAAGUGGAAGGCAGGGGCCUUCUGCUUGUCCAAUGAUACUGGACUUGGUCUCUCUCCUCCUGCUACUCUCCAAGCCUUCCAGCCCCUCUUUGUGGAGCUCACAUUGCCCUACUCUGUGGUCCGUGGAGAGGCCUUCACACUCAAGGCCACGGUUUUAAACUACCUUUCCCAGUGCAUCCAAGUCCAUGUGCAGCUGGAAGACUCCCCAAAAUUCUUAGCUGUCCCAGUGGAAAAGGAACAAGAGUCUCACUGUAUCUGUGGGAAUGGGCGACAAACUGUGUCAUGGGCUAUAACCCCAAAGUCACUGGGAAAUGUGAAUUUCACUGUGAGUGCAGAGGCACUGGAGUCUGAAGAGCUGUGUGGGACAGAGAAGACUGUGGUUCCUAAAAUGGGAAAGAAAGAUACAGUCAUCAAGUCCCUGCUGGUUGAACCUGAAGGACUAGAGAAGGAGACAACAUUCAAUUCCUUGUUGUGCCCAUCAGGUGCAGAGGUAUCUGAAGUAUUAUCCCUGAAGGUGCCACCAAACGUGGUAGAGGAAUCUGCCCGAGCUUCUGUUUCAGUUUUAGGAGACAUCCUAGGCUCUGCCAUGCAAAACACACAAAAUCUCCUCCAGAUGCCCUAUGGCUGUGGAGAACAGAACAUGGUCCUCUUUGCUCCUAACAUUUAUGUUCUGGAUUAUCUGAAUGAAACACAGCAACUCACUCCAGAAAUCAAGACCAAGGCAAUUGGCUACCUCAUCAAUGGUUACCAGAGACAGCUGAACUACAAGCACCAUGAUGGCUGCUACAGCACAUUCGGGGAAAAAUAUAACCGAAACCCAGGGAAUACAUGGCUCACAGCCUUUGUACUGAAGACUUUUGCCCAGGCUCGACACUACAUCUUCAUCGAUGAAUUUUACAUCACCCAAGCCCUCACCUGGCUUGCCCAGAGGCAGAAAGACAAUGGCUGUUUUAGGAGCUCUGGGUCACUGCUCAACAAUGCCAUUAAGGGUGGAGUAGAUGAUGAAGUGACCCUCUCUGCUUAUGUCACCAUUGCCCUUCUAGAGAUACCUCUCCCAGUCACCCACCCUGUUGUCCGUAAUGCCCUGUUCUGCCUGGAGUCAGCCUGGAAAUCAGCCCAAGAUGGAGCCCAAGGCACCCAUGUCUACACUAAGGCACUGCUGGCCUAUGCUUUUGCCCUGGCAGGUAACCAGGAUAAGAGGAUAGAGAUACUCGAGUCUCUUGGCAAAGAAGCUGUGAAGGAAGACAAUUCCAUGCACUGGACGCGACCUCAUAAGCCCAAGGCCCCAGUGGAAUCUGUUUACCAAUCCCAGGCUCCCUCUGCUGAUGUGGAGAUGACGGGCUAUGUGCUCCUUGCUUACCUCACUGCCCAGCCUGCCCCCACAUCGGAAGAACUAACUACUGCAUCACGCAUUGUGAAGUGGAUCACAAAGCAACAGAAUUCCAAUGGGGGCUUUGCUUCAACUCAGGACACAGUGGUGGCUCUCUAUGGUUUGUCCAGAUAUGGAGCAGCUACUUUCUCCAAGACAGAGAAGGCUGCACAAGUGACCGUUCAGGACUCACAGGCCUUUUCCACAAAUUUCCAAGUGGACAACAGCAACAAGCUGUUGCUACAGCAAGUCUCAUUGCCAGAAGUUCCUGGGAAAUACAGUGCAAAAGUGACAGGAGACAGAUGUGUCUACCUCCAGACAUCUUUGAAGUACAAUAUUAUCCCAGUGAAACAAACAUUCCCAUUUGCUUUAGAGGUAAUGACUACACCCCAAACUUGUGAUGGAGCCAAAGCACACACUAGCUUUGAGAUCUCAUUGAAUGUCAGUUACACAGGAAGCCGUUCUGUCUCCAAUAUGGUGAUUAUUGAUGUGAAAAUGGUAUCUGGUUUUAUUCCCCAGAAACCAACAGUGAAGAUGCUUGAAAAAUCUAACCAUAUCAGCCGGACAGAAGUCAGCAUGAACCAUGUAUUGAUUUACCUGGAUAAGGUGACAAAUCAGACACUGAAUCAAUCCUUCAUGGUUCUGCAGGACAACCCUGUAAGAGAUCUCAAACCAGCCAUAGUAAAAGUAUAUGAUUACUAUGAGACAGAUGAGUUUGCAAUUGCUGAGUACAGCGCUCCCUGCAGCAAAGAUCAAGGAAAUAUUUGA
Elephantulus edwardii (Cape elephant shrew) is the source of this 4434-nucleotide messenger RNA. It is a transcript of the gene A2M, whose product is annotated as alpha-2-macroglobulin. The record is from RefSeq and is a predicted model, not a curated record. NCBI's taxonomy places the organism in Eukaryota, Metazoa, Chordata, Mammalia, Macroscelidea, Macroscelididae. The transcript is spliced from 37 exons. Gene Ontology annotation, molecular function: endopeptidase inhibitor activity. Bases 1 to 4434 code for a protein of 1477 amino acids. Gene Ontology annotation, cellular component: extracellular region.